This is a messenger RNA of Gavia stellata (red-throated loon), 1754 nucleotides long. Its product is annotated as electroneutral sodium bicarbonate exchanger 1-like. The annotation marks the transcript as partial. Gene Ontology annotation, biological process: monoatomic anion transport; bicarbonate transport; regulation of intracellular pH. Gene Ontology annotation, molecular function: sodium:bicarbonate symporter activity; solute:inorganic anion antiporter activity. NCBI's taxonomy places the organism in Eukaryota, Metazoa, Chordata, Aves, Gaviiformes, Gaviidae. Gene Ontology annotation, cellular component: plasma membrane. The transcript has 12 exons. The record is from RefSeq and is a predicted model, not a curated record.
CCAAGAACCGGGCUGACCUCGUGGCCGGCAUCGAUGAGUUUCUGGAUCAGGUCACGGUCUUGCCGCCUGGAGAGUGGGAUCCAUCGAUCCGAAUCAAGCCCCCGAAAAACGUCCCUUCGCAAGAAAAAAGGAAGAUGCCAGGAGCUCUCGAUGACAGUGCUUCUGACAGCGAGCCGGAGAAGCACAGCGGUCCUGAACUGGAGCGGACGGGAAGGCUCUUUGGAGGUUUGAUCCUGGAUGUGAAGCGAAAAGCCCCGUGGUUCUGGAGCGACUUUCGGGAUGGUCUGAGGCUGCAGUGUCUGGCGUCCUUCCUCUUCCUCUACUGUGCCUGCAUGUCCCCUGUCAUCACCUUUGGGGGACUGCUGGGGGAGGCGACCGAUGGCCACAUAAGUGCCAUGGAGUCGCUGCUGGGCGCCUCCAUGACCGGUGUGGUGUUUUCCCUCUUUGCUGGCCAACCUCUCACCAUCCUCGGCAGCACCGGACCCGUGCUCGUCUUUGAGAAGAUCCUCUACAAAUUCUGCAAGGAGUACACGCUCUCCUAUCUCUCUCUGCGGGCAUGCAUCGGGCUGUGGACCGCCUUCUUCUGCAUCGUGCUGGUGGCCACCGACGCCAGCUCUUUGGUGUGCUACAUCACCCGCUUCACCGAAGAAGCCUUCGCCUCCCUCAUCUGCCUCAUCUUCAUCUACGAGGCUCUAGAGAAGCUGAGUCACCUGUGGGAGACCUACCCUGUGCACAUGCACAGCCAGCUCGACUUCCUCACCAUCGACUACUGUAAGUGUGAGGCACCGACCCAUGCCAGCAAUGAAACCCUGCGUUUCUGGGAGAGCAACAAGAUCAACGUGUCUGGCAUCGCCUGGGAAAACCUCACGGUGACUGUACGGUCCACAGUAAGCGACUUUGCUGUUUUCCUCACCAUCGUCAUCAUGGUGCUCAUGGACUUCAUGACUGGGAUCCCAUCACCGAAGCUCCACGUCCCCCAUAUGUUCAAGAAAGGAUGUGGGUACCACCUGGACCUUUUCAUGGUGGCCGUGAUGCUCGGGGUGUGCUCCGUGAUGGGGCUGCCCUGGUUUGUGGCUGCCACCGUCCUGUCCAUCACCCACGUGAAUAGCCUCAAAGUCGAGUCUGAGUGCGCAGCUCCAGGAGAACAACCCAAGUUUCUGGGGAUACGAGAGCAGAGAGUCACUGGCUCCAUGAUCUUUGUGCUCAUGGGCUGCUCUGUCUUCUUCACUUCUGUGUUAAAGUUUAUACCAAUGCCUGUGCUUUACGGCGUCUUUCUCUACAUGGGUGUGUCGUCGCUUGGAGAAAUUCAGUUCUUCAAUCGCUUGAAGCUGUUUUGGAUGCCGGUGAAACACCAGCCAGAUUUCAUCUACCUGCGGCACGUCCCCUUGCGAAAGGUGCACUUCUUCACCGUGAUCCAGCUGAUCUGCCUCGUCCUGCUCUGGGCCAUCAAGGUGUCCCGUGCCGCCAUCGUCUUUCCCAUGAUGGUUUUGGCUCUCGUAUUUGUCCGGAAAGCCAUGGAUUUCUGCUUCUCGAAGCGAGAGCUCAGCUUCCUGGAUGACCUUAUGCCAGAAAGCAAGAAGAAGAAGAAGGAAGAAAGGAAGAAAGGAAGAAAGAAACCGCGGCAGGGAAAUGGUGUCGGUUUUAAUGAGGAGAGGGCUGGGUUGAGCUGCGCGGGGGUCUCCAUCUCCCCUGGCCUCGGGCAGGGGCUGCAAAACGUUGGCAGCUGCCUUGGCAAGCGCUUAUUUCAAAAGUAA